Messenger RNA from Mugil cephalus (flathead mullet), 3852 nucleotides. It is a transcript of the gene zranb3, whose product is annotated as zinc finger, RAN-binding domain containing 3. Bases 221 to 3646 code for a protein of 1141 amino acids. Gene Ontology annotation, biological process: replication fork processing; DNA repair. NCBI's taxonomy places the organism in Eukaryota, Metazoa, Chordata, Actinopteri, Mugiliformes, Mugilidae. Gene Ontology annotation, cellular component: nuclear replication fork. Gene Ontology annotation, molecular function: ATP binding; ATP-dependent chromatin remodeler activity; nucleic acid binding. The record is from RefSeq and is a predicted model, not a curated record. The transcript is spliced from 22 exons.
UAAACUCUCAGGAAGUUGCACCCCCAUACUCCCGCGAUACGUCAGAGCACCGGGCGGGUGCCUGGUGACACAAACCGAGUUUGCCUAAAAUUUGCCGCGAAACUCCUGUUAUAAGUGCCCCAGUUAAGACAGCUUCAGCGCUAUCUUCAGCCUUUUCGCCGGCCUUAAAUCAGGGUCGACUGACUGAGCAAGGACCAAAGAAACUGAUGAGGACAUACUAAUGGAAAUGGAUGAUAAUGGCCUACAGACCCCUUGCUGUGAUACAAGAUGGUCGCAGCAACUGUCAGGCCUUCCUCGCAAGCUCCUGCAGCGCCUGAUGCCUUUCCAAAGGGAGGGAGUGGAGUUCGCCUUAUCCAAGAAUGGACGAUGUAUGAUCGCCGAUGAGAUGGGUCUCGGGAAGACGGUGCAGGCCAUCGCCGCGGCGUACGCCUACAGGCGGGAGUGGCCUCUGCUGGUGGUGGUGCCCUCGUCCCUCAAGUACCCCUGGAUCGAGGAGCUGGAGAGGUGGAUCCCCGAGCUGCAGCCCGGAGACAUCAAUUUGGUGGAGAACAAGAGCCACACCAUGGAAAUCGCCACCAGCAAAGUGACCGUGCUGGGUUACGGCCUCCUCACCUCGGACGCUCGCCCCCUGGUGGAGGCUCUGACUAGGCAGCAGUUCGCCGUGGUCGUGGUGGACGAGUCCCAUUACCUCAAAACCAGGAACGCGGCGCGGACCAAGAUCCUCGUCCCUCUCAUCCAGAGCGCCAAGCGAGCCAUCCUGCUCACCGGCACCCCUGCCCUGGGGCGACCUGAAGAGCUUUUCAUGCAGGUCGACGCUCUCUACCCCAAGAGGUUCGGAACCUGGACCGAGUACGCCGAGAAAUACUGCAACGCCCAUUACAGGUACUUUGGGCGGCGGAGGCAGUGGGACUGUCGGGGGGCGUCCAACCUGGAGGAGCUGCACCAGCGCCUGAGUCAAAUCAUGAUCCGCCGUCUCAAGGCCGAGGUGCUCACUCAGCUGCCGCCCAAAAUCCGCCAGCGUAUUCCCUUCGACCUGCCUAAGGAGACGGCAAAGGAGGCCUCCGCCAGCUUCGCGGAGUGGGAGAGGCUGAUGAAGGGGCUGGGGUCGGGGGUCGACGCCGACGACAACCCCUUCACUCAGGUCUUGGGCCUGGUCACAAAGAUGUACAAGCAAACAGCUAUCGCCAAGGCGGGAGCUGUGAAGGACUACAUUAAGAUGAUGCUGGAGGCAGAGCAGCUGAAGUUCCUGGUGUUCGCCCACCACCUCACCAUGCUGCAGGCCUGCACCGAGGCCGUCAUCGAAGCCAAGGCCGGCUACAUCCGAAUCGACGGCAGCGUUCCCUCAUCAGAGCGAAUCCAGCUGGUCCACAAGUUUCAGAGUGACCCGGACACCCGGGUGGCCAUCCUCAGCAUCCAAGCAGCUGGUCAGGGUUUGACCUUCACCGCCGCCAGCCACGUGGUGUUCGCCGAGCUCUACUGGAACCCCGGCCACAUCAAGCAGGCGGAGGACCGCGCCCACCGCAUCGGGCAGACGACCUCCGUCAACGUGCACUACCUCAUCGCCAAGGGGACCUUUGACACGGUCAUGUGGUCCAUGCUCAACAGGAAGGAAACGGUGACUGGCAGCACUCUGAAUGGCCGGAAGGAAUACCUGAAGGCCGACGAGGGCGACAGGGACAAGUGGGAGUUCCUCAACUUCGCCAACGCGUGGAUGCCGAGCGAGAGGGUGCUGCCGCUGGAGGGAAACGCAAAGGACGAAGUGUUCUUCACUCAUUGCGAGAAAGAGAAGCAGCACGACAUCCGCUCCUUCUUCUCCCCGGGCGCCGGCGCCGAGAAGAAGAGGAAGAGAACAGAAGACGGGGGAACGUCUCCCUGCGCGUCCUCGGAGACGGACGCGGCGCCGGCUGGAGGCGACUCGGAGAAGCCCCGGACGUGCGUCACGCCCGACCGGGAUUUCUCCCCUCAGCUGAAAAGGUUGAGGACGCCUCAACCGAGCCAAAGUCCGAGCCCGAGGUCUCGGUCUCAGUUCGGGAGGAGAUCAAGCGGCGGCCUCGUCCCCCUCAUGGGCCCUCGGAAGCUGGCGGACCCGGACGUGAAGUGGAGCUGCGAGGCCUGCACCUACUCCAACAGCAGCCUGUUGCCGUACUGCGAGAUGUGCGAGUCCCCUCGCCCUUCCUCUCCUCUCGUAUCAGAGCCGCCCGGGCCUCGGCGACCCCCCGCGACCGAGAGGGACCGGGAGAGCGCCGUCCUCCCCUCCGGCGCCUCCGGCCGCGAGCCAGAGCUCAGCCGGGGAAAAGCCCGGCCUCCGAUAUCACUCGAAGGCAAACAGAGCGAGGAGGAGGAGGAGGAGGGGGAGGAGGGGGAGGAGAGGGAGGAGGAUGAGCCCCUGAAAAGCAAACAGAACCCAGGAGAAGCAGAGGAAGAGGACAAGCGGCGGCUCAAAAGCAAACAAUCAGCGGGGGAGAGAGGCGACAACGUCGCGGGCGUUGGCGGCCGCCUCCCCUCUGACCACACACAGGACUGCCGAGCUGUGGCGUGUUUAUCUUCUGCUGCCGAUGCUAAUGACGACGGCGAGGGCAGCGGCGGAGAGGACGGCAGCACCGCCCAUCCCGUCCACCCAGGCCUGCAGUUCUGCGCCAGCCAGUACACGGACCGAAUAUAUCUUUACUCCAAGGACGGAGCUCCGUUGAACUUGAGCUUCGUCCCUCUGGACAUCAAGCUAACCAACUGGGACGACCUGCCCGAGGCCUUCAGCCGGCGCCGGGAAAAUCGAAUACAGGUGCUGAGGUUUGUUCAGGAGUGGAGCAGCCUGGCAGCCAUGAAGCAGAAACUGCUCCGUCGCGCCGGCCGUCUCUUCCACAGCCCUGCCCUGGGCUUGCAGCAGCUGGCCACAUCCCAACGCCCUCACUCGAGCACCAAGAGGUACCUCAGCAGAGACGAGGUGGCGCAGGCCUCCCUGAGCAAGGCGCAGCAGGAGGGAGGAAGCGUUCGACUGGUCACCAAGGAGAACUUCUUCUCGAAGAGGAGGUCUGCCUCUUUACCAACACCGCCCCCUGCAGAAAGGCUGAACAGUCCACCCAGUAAGACGGUGGACGAGCAGCCGCCCUCCGACCCGGGCUUCCUACAGGCUGUGGACAGUCGGGGUGUCCCUCUGUGCCUCUCCUGCCAGCAGGCCUGCCCCAGCACUGGUGGGGCGUGGGAUACUCGGUUCUGCAGCCACAGGUGUCAGGACGAGUUCCAGUUGCGCUCCAGCCAGCCGUACAUGCGCUCCCGAGUGCUGGAGGUGGAGCAAGGCGUCUGUCAGCACUGCGGCCUCCACGCCCACGACCUGUUCCUGAAGGUCCGCGGCGCCCCGCCCUCCCAGCGCAAGGAGAUGUUGGAGAACACCUGGCUCGCCCAGCUGCCACUCAAACAGCUGAAUGAGAUGAUCCGAGCGCCGGCCGAAGGGGAUUUCUGGCAGGUCGACCACAUCCGGCCGGUCUACAGCGGAGGAGGACAGUGCUCUCUGGACAACCUGCAGACGCUGUGCACGGUCUGCCACAAAGCCAGGACGGCUCAGCAAGCCAGAGAACGCAGCCAGAUGAGGAAGGAUGCAGCCGCUUCAAAGGUUGCGUCAGACAUCAGCAGGUUCUUCAUCAAGAAAUGAACGGACUUAAAGGUUCAGUUCGGAUAAAGAUUUAUCGGCUUACGUGACACAAAAAACGGCAUCAAACACGAGGCCCCGUUUUCUUUGAGUUCCUUAAAGAUUCAGGCGCUAACAUUGGCAUCCUGCUGGACGCCAUUAGGGGACAAUGCAGGGGUGGAUAUUUACCUAAAAAAAAAAACAAAAAAACAACAAAAAAAAAUGGUGAC